AAUCCGUUUCAGCUUUAACCGCCUUCGUGAGCCCGUACGAAGACAUGAUCCGCAACGUAACGAUCGUGCUGUACUCGUUCGUAAAACAGUGCGCCAAACACACGUACUCUACCGAGCUGCAGGUGAAGAUACUGGCGCAGGUGAAGUAUCUGCUCCGCGCUUACCCGCAGCACAUCCGUACGCCAACGCACGAGAGCAUCUACAACGGAUUGGUGCCGUUGCUGAGCAGCCCAAGCUAUCGCAUCAAGCUGGAAGCGGUCAGGAAUAUUCUGCACUUCAUGCAGCUCGAAUGGUCACAUCCUGACCUUUCUUCGGUUCCGUGCAGCUUUUACGAGUUUCAGCUGCAACUGUACGAUCAAAUUCAGUUCGAGGAGCUACUAGCGACCGACGGUGGGAUGGACAUGAACGAUGAGAGAAUGAACGUGAUUAGCGGCUGCCUUCAGCUGCUGUUGGGCAUCUUUCGCAUUAGCUUCAUGCUGCGUCGGCGCGCGUUGUGCGAUUUUGUGCUGCUCGUUCAGUUGGGAAGCGUAAACGAUGACAAAAUGGCAAACACCAUACGGCUUAUGCGCACCUCCAGCGAUAUCGACUUCUGCCAGCUGCUUCAAGCUAACCUGGACACCGUACUCGAGCUAUGGCUAACCAAAGGGAAUCGGUUGCUGCAUUUCCCGUUCCGUCUAGGGAAAGAUCGCCACGAUCGAAGACCGGAACGGUUCGAACAGUUCUGCAAAUCGAUUGGCGUACAGCAGGCAGAAAUGGUGAAGAGUAUACUGCCGAAAUGUGUUUCGUUCCUUCUGCCCAAGUACGCCAAAUGUGAAGGGAUGGCGCCCAAAUUACGUGUCGGAAAUUAUCAAACACAUCUCACCCACCGAUUGAACGAUCACGUUGAGCUGGGCAAGCUGUUGGACCAGGACCUGCCAAGCUGCUUCGUUGCCGAUCUGUCGCUUAGCAAAGCCACUUACUCGACGGCGCUCGAGCACCUGAAACAGUCGGUAUGGGGAUCGCAAUCGUUCAAGUACACGCUGCUGAGCAAUUUGUGUUUUAAAAACAGCUCACCAAUUGAACGCACCCUAACGGAUGUCAAACGCUGGCUUUGGGCGGCUGAUGAACCGGAGCAGAAAAUGGUACAUCUCUUCCAGUACACGGUGUUUCUCGACCAUCUGAAAGAGUACAUCGGACAGCAGAAGGAACGCGCGUUCAAACCCUAUCUCGUGCGAGAUGUGGUGUAUUUCCUGUGCAACUUGUUGUCCUCCUUUCCCGCCCUACGACUUGCCACGCUCAACAGCUUCGGGCGGUUCCUGGAGCACGUGGUCGCAUCUAGCGAUGCGUGCGAGCUGCUCUCGGAACAUUUGCACUUCAUAGUGUCAUCAUUGCUGGAGGUGGAAAAUGUCGAUCCGGCAUCGGAGAUUUCUCAAAAAUCGCUAACUCUGCUACGGACGAACGAUUCGAUCAGUUGCGGCUUGCUAUAUCGCGCCAAAAAACGAUCGGUCAUGAAAAUGUUGCCAAGGGAAGAAAUCGCGGCGCUGAUUGAGUUGCCCAAUUUAAGAUACGAAGAUUUGGCUGCGCUGAAGAUUGUGCUCACCACCAAAAAGAAAGAUCUAAAAUUAUUGUGCGAUGAGCUGAGCGAGCAAAGCGCAUCGUCGGGCGCUAAUGGGGAAAGCGUGCUUCAUCGGUUAGUCUACACUUUGCUGGAAGUUGUGCGCAGCUCCCCGUUCGACAAGCGAUCGAUGGAAGCUCUCCGAUGUUUGAGUGAAAUAGGACCGAUCGAUCUGGGAACAAUGCUGUUAAAAUCCGACGCAGAAAUGAUUGCUUACGAUACGAUCAACAACUCGAAGGAAGCAAUCGAACGAUGUGCUGCGGUGCUGCUGAGCGAAUUGAACGAGCUGAUAACGAACAGAAACGUUCCGGUUGCAAACUACGCCUCACUGAUUUGCUACAAAAUGCUGUACGGAAAAACAUUCCAUGCUUUGGCGGCCAAACUACCAACACUGCACCCAUUUUUGGGAACUUCUGCGGAAGAGAUCAAACUCUUCACUCGUACCACCGGACGCAGUUUGUCGUUGCGGCCAAUGCUUGCCAACGAACGGAUCGAGUACAGCGCUUUUGUGCAGCAGCUGUCAGCCGCGUUGCUGUCAUUUUUGGGAAAUACGAUGAUUAAAAAGCUGGCCGAACAGGAAACGACAUUCGUCGAGAAGCUUGUCCCUUUGCUGGUACAGAUAACGAUAAAGCAUUCGAAGAGUCAAUCAUCGAUAGCAUGCAGAUAA
This is a messenger RNA of Anopheles merus, 2261 nucleotides long. RefSeq lists its product as uncharacterized. NCBI's taxonomy places the organism in Eukaryota, Metazoa, Arthropoda, Insecta, Diptera, Culicidae. Bases 45 to 2261 code for a protein of 738 amino acids. The transcript is spliced from 10 exons. The record is from RefSeq and is a predicted model, not a curated record.